UUGUAGCAGUUGCCCAGAUCACAUAGAACAUAAAGUGAAGCCACUAUGUAUGCAAACGACUACAGUUCAGAUGUAUUGUGCAUCGAUGCCGUUUGUGUUAUUUUCCAUGCCCCUAUUUGUCAGUCUGGAAUGUGGUUUGGUAUCUAUCAGGCAUCGAGUGCUCUAUGUUUUGAUUAUGAUGGUCCCCAUUCUGGGCGGAAUGCUACGCCCUCCUGGAAUAAAUAGAUUGGCCCGUGACUACAUAAUCUAUUUUCAAGAGUAUUCUAUGGAAUUGAUAUCGUUAAAGACAAAUUAAGAAUGAUUUAUCCAUCAAUGUUUGCAUUACAUUUAACUUACAACAAAAUAUGAUAUCCUUAUAGCAUCGACAGUGAUUGUGGAAAAGGUAAAUAAGAAAUUACCAUAGCAAUAAGCUACUGUAUUAACAUAAGAAUGAAUUUGGACUUCAAUUGUCGGUGAAAGGAUUGGACAUACUUACAACGUUUCACUUUUUUAAAACCUUCAUGGACGAGCUCGGAGGAAAGGCUCCAGAAAUUUGUUCUGGCGACCGUCUUUAGCUCGCGUUGGGUCUGUUCACAGACAAAUCGUCCAAAUGACGCCCAUAGUCAGUCGUUAUUCCGCACAAAUACGUGAACACAAUUGUAGACGUUUAUAAAGGUUCAAAGUAGAUUUUCAUUAAGAUUUACUAGUAGGUUCGUCGUUUAAUUUAUUGAGGACAUCGUAGUUUAGGGUAUUUUACACCAACCACCCCUCGUUUCACAGACUUAGGGUUUGAGAACUUUUGAGAAUUUGCUUGACUCGGGUUAGGUGUUAACUUUCCAUAUAAAACAUUUCAAAUGCAAAGUAUUGCCAAACAUUUCAAAUGCAUAGUAUUGCCAUCUAUAAAAACACAGACAUAUUUUUUACUUGAUGACAGAACCUUUUGGCCUUAUUUACCUAGUCAUUAAACCUGUACUGAACGCCCCUUUUAGGACAAAAUAAAUAUCAUAGCCGCUUGAAAUUAGAUUUGUUAAAAAGAAUCAAUAAAGUGGCUAUCUAAAGUUGAAACGACCCUUGCCGUUUGUGUUAAGAUGAAUUCAAGUAAAACUUAACGUUAACGCUUUAAACAGAUUUGACACCUAAAAGUAUAAACAUACGAAAGCAUAUAUACUACGAUGCACAGUUGAGAGUUUAUUUGUGUAUGACACUCUACUAAGGUGAUUCGGAAGAGGCGCUUCAUCGGCAUAAUCAGGUGCAAAAGAUGUCUGAAUCGACGAAUAGCGAGAGAGGGAAUUGGACUGGGAAGCUCGAUUUCAUUCUUUCUUGUAUCGGAUUCAGUGUUGGACUCGGCAACGUUUGGAGGUUUCCGUAUCUUGCUUACGAGAAUGGAGGAGGAGCAUUUCUCAUACCAUAUGCCAUUAUGCUUCUCGUAUGUGGGCUACCUCUGUAUUUCAUGGAGCUCGCAUUGGCACAAUUCUGUUCACGGGGACCAGUUUCGUGUUGGACUAUAUCUCCAAUGUUUAAAGGUCUAGGUUACGCAAUGGUCAUCAUUUCCUCUCUGGUUUGCAUCUACUAUAACGUAAUAAUAGCAUGGGCAAUAUUUUACCUAUGCGCGUCCUUUACGUCGGAGUUACCAUGGCAACACUGUGGUAACGUAUGGAAUACAGACGCAUGCAUGGAGAGAAACGCGAGUGCUCGGACAUUUAUUCAAGGGUCAAACAUAACACUUUCAGAUAUUUGCUCAAACUCAACGUUGAAGGCUGACAUUAAUGAUUCAACAAUAGUUUGUCCAACUGCACCAAGUCAAGAAUUUUGGAAUAACUACGUGCUAGAGAUUUCAUCCGGUAUUGAGGAAACAGGGAUAAUCCGAUGGCCUCUCGCACUAUGCCUCUUGCUCGCAUGGAUCGUCGUAUUUCUUUGUCUUUCUAAUGGAAUAAAAUCCUCGGGGAAAGUUGUGUAUUUCACUGCAUUGUUCCCAUAUGUUGUUCUCAUCAUCUUGUUGGUCAGGGGAGUAACACUGGAGGGUUACUGGAAAGGGGUCGAAUUCUACAUCAUCCCGGAAUGGGAACAAAUGAAAUCUGCAAAGGUAUGGGGGGCUGCUGCAACCCAAAUAUUUUAUUCACUUGGAGUUGGAUUUGGAGGACUCCAUGCUAUGUCCAGUUACAAUAAGUUUCACAAUAACGUCUACAGGGAUGCAGUCAUUAUCGCAGUAAUAAACUGCGCGACCAGUGUGUUCGCAGGCUUUGUGGUGUUCAGCGUACUUGGGCAUAUGGCUCACAGGAGUAACGUGGAGGUUAAAAAUGUGGUAGACACUGGUCCAGGUUUGGCGUUCGUUGCGUAUCCAGAGGGUGUAGCUUUAAUGCCAAUUGCCCCUUUAUGGUCUAUUCUUUUCUUCUUGAUGAUAUUCACGUUGGGACUUGACAGUCAGUUUGCGAUGAUGGAGACUGUCAUCACAGGCUUAACUGACGAGUUUCCAGUUUUACGUAAGUGGAAGACUUUGUUUACGAUGGCAAUCUGUAUCGUUUUCUUCUUCUUAGGACUUCCAAUGGUAACUAAUUCUGGGAUGUACUGGCUCCACCUCAUGAACUGGUAUAGCGCCGGAUUCUCACUUAUGUUCGUAACUUUCUUCGAGAUAGUUGCUAUUCAUAUAUAUGGUUUAAAGAAUUUCCUAAAUGAUAUCAAGAUGAUGAUAGGCUUCAGGCCAAAUCCAUAUUGGAUUGUGACGUGGGCUUUUGUCACCCCAGCAGCUAUAUUGUUUAUAAUUGGUUACUCUUUCUACGACUAUGGUGCCGUCACAUACACAGGCAAUCCCUAUCCCGAGUGGGGAGAGAUAGUGGGCUGGUUGAUGGUGGUGUGUUCGGCCGUAAUGAUACCAUUGUUCAUUGUAAUUGAGUGUUGCAAGCGUGGAUGUAAGGGUGCAGCAUUCCAUACCCCAGAAUGGGGACCAGCUUUAGCAGAACACCGUGCUCUCGAUGCUAGAUACCACACCCCUGAUUCACAAAUGCAGGCCUACCACAACCAAGCAUUCUCGAAAGACCAGAUAUGAGAAGUUAUGAAGAUGAUAAAAAGAAAUAAUAAACUGGAGUGCGAUCUCAGUAGUUUUAAAAUCGAUCAAACUUUGCUGAAGGACAAGUAUGACGACUAUUGUAAACGACAUACUCCGUUAGCAUGGUCUUAAGAUCCGGAAUCCAUUCCUAUGUUCGCAAAACCCCCUGAGAGGAUGUAUAAACCAUUCCACUAAACCAACAUUUUUACAUUAAUAACACUAUUACAUGUAUCAGUAGUUAUUAGGGAGGUUAACCAUUUCACGUCAAUAGGCUCCAUAUGGAGCCCUAUU
This is a messenger RNA of Owenia fusiformis, 3313 nucleotides long. The record is from the annotation of a GenBank genome assembly. Lineage: Eukaryota; Metazoa; Annelida; Polychaeta; Sabellida; Oweniidae.